Neospora caninum is the source of this 936-nucleotide messenger RNA. RefSeq lists its product as hypothetical. The transcript is spliced from 7 exons. The record is from RefSeq and is a predicted model, not a curated record. The coding region runs from base 1 to 936 and encodes 311 amino acids. NCBI's taxonomy places the organism in Eukaryota, Apicomplexa, Conoidasida, Eucoccidiorida, Sarcocystidae.
AUGAGCAACACAGAUGAUGAUCUGCCCCGGAUUUUAUUCCUUCACGGGAUGGACGGAGGACCAGCUGGCAGCAAACAACGCCUCCUGCAACGCGCCGUGGGACGGAGUAACUUCCUAGCGCCUGAUCUGAAAAGCCGGAAAAUCCUUUUGCUGUACACAAUCGCCUUCGGUUGCUUCAUCGUUUUGGCGAUUAGUAUAAUCGUGGUCUUUUGGAUAUUCAUUACUUCUAUUCAUGCUGCCAUGUUCACCAUCGCUGCGGUCAUCGCCACCUGUGUUGGAUACUACGUGAGUGGCCGGUGGUUGUCGUCACUUAUACUGAGCACGGCUGUUCGCGAAGCGUCUGAGGCUUUCCACACAUACAGGCCCCAUGUUGUCGUCGCAUCAGCAUUCGGUGCUGUCGUCGCAUUCCACAUGGAUGUUCCGAAGAUGCCGCUGCUGUUGUUCACUCCGGCUCAAGACAUGUACCGGCGGUACCUCCGGACAACGCAGCAGAUGUCUCUUCGCAAUUAUCCGUAUACGCUGAUAGUGCAUGGGAGUCGAGACACGGUUGUGUCACUUCAAGACUCGAUACGCCUCGUUGAGACGGCAGAGCUCGGUCGGUGCAGACUCGAGGUGAUCGAUGACGACCAUCACUUGCGCUCUCUCACCCAGCAGGAGAUAAGCGCCUGGGUUGAUGAAGUCUUUAAAAGAGGAAGGGCGAAUGUUUUGAUGCUGGCUCAAGAGGGCGACAAGUCCGUCGACCCAACACUGUACGAAACUCCCAAUUUAGAAGCAGGGGACCAGCGUGGAGAGGACAAGACGAGAACAGAGGCUGCAGACAAAGAACGUGAGGUGGUAACGGCUGCUUCCGAAGGCGACGAUGGAAGAGAUGGGACUGGCCCAGUCACAGGGCCACUGCUGUCCAGUUCAUCAGAGGCAGAUUCUCUUUUGGCCUAA